Messenger RNA from Penicillium angulare, 1473 nucleotides. RefSeq names its product MFS transporter. Gene Ontology annotation, biological process: transmembrane transport. The transcript has 4 exons. Gene Ontology annotation, molecular function: transmembrane transporter activity. NCBI's taxonomy places the organism in Eukaryota, Fungi, Ascomycota, Eurotiomycetes, Eurotiales, Aspergillaceae. The record is from RefSeq and is a predicted model, not a curated record. Bases 1 to 1473 code for a protein of 490 amino acids.
AUGGAGUCACAGCCACUGGACAACGUCACCUGUGAUCCCGAGCUGGCUCGGGACAAGGUAAUUGAAAAUGAGGAAGACUUCAUCAAGGCUGACUGGAAUGGUCCUAGCGACCCAGCAAACCCUCGGAAUUGGUCAUCAGGCAAGAAACUCGUCCAAGUCAUGCUAGUCAGUGGGUUCACACUCUACUCGAAUCUUGCCGCUGUAAUGUUUGCCCCAGGUGCUCAAGAUCUCGUGGAGGAGUUUGGUAUCGCAAGCAAAACUGUGGCCUAUAUGACAGUCACGAUUUAUCUCCUGGGGUUUUGUAUAGGACCACUUGUUCUAUCUUCACUAUCAGAAACAUACGGUCGAUUGAUUGUCUAUCAUAUUUGCAAUCUGUUCUAUAUCGGGUUUACGGUAGGAUGUGCUUUGAGCACUGAUACGGGAAUGUUCUUGGCCUUUCGUUUGCUGGCUGGUAUUGCUGCAUCUUCCCCAAUGUCCAUCGGGGGUGGCACAAUUGCCGAUCUCCAUGUUGAAGCUGAGAGGGGAAAAGCGAUGGCAAUAUUUGGUAUGGGUCCUCUUCUUGGUCCGGUCAUUGGUCCUGUUAUUGGCGGAUUUGUUUCACAGUAUAUCGGCUGGCGCUGGACAUUUUGGUUAAACCUCAUUUUUUCAUGUACCAUAUCUCUGGUUGCUGUGGCGUUCCUGAGGGAGACCUACCAGCCAAUACUUCUCGAUCGCAAAGCCGCUCGUCUACGUAAAGAGACGGGAAAGCCCGCGCUAUAUCCCCGGAUUUCGACCAACCCAGGACUCGCGCCUUCACAAGUUCUCAGGCACUCUAUGAUGCGACGUACCAAGAUGAUAUUUCUAUCGCCGAUCGUAUUUUUGAUCUCAAUAUACUGCGCCUUCAUGUUCGGUUUGCUCUAUCUCCUCUUCACAACAUUUCCAAGUGUUUUUGAGGAGACUUACGGCUGGGGCCCAGGAAUAUCUGGACUUGCAUACCUUGGACUUGGUAUAGGCAUGAUAUUUAGCAUACCUCUAUUCGGUCUGCUUAGCGACAAUUUAUUGAAACAGCCACGUGGAGGCACAGUUUCCCGCCCUGAGCUUCGCCUAAUUUUGAUGAUGUGGUGUUCACCAUUAGUCCCUGUUGGCUUUAUCUGGUAUGGCUGGAGCGCUAGAUUUCAAACACAUUGGAUCAUUCCUAUCCUUGGAACUGGCUGUAUUGGAAUUAGUGCAUUUUUGAUUAUGAUGCCGGCACAACUAUAUCUCGUGGAUUCAUUCGGGACUGAAGCGAGUGCUUCAGCUCUAGCUGCUAAUACUGUUUUGCGAAGUCUAUUUGCUGCAUUUCUUCCUCUGGCAGGAUCCUCCAUGUACGAUCGGUUGGGUCUGGGGUGGGGGAACACAUUGCUUGGAUUCAUUGCUCUUGCCUUUGUCCCAGUUCCCUGGUUGUUCUUCAAAUAUGGCGAAUAUUUGAGAGCUCGCUUUCCAGUGAACUACUAA